GUUCACCUGAAACAAGCUUUGGGAGAAGUCAACACAGCAGGUCAAUGCCAGGGUCAAGCUUCACCAGGUGAUGAUCUGUCAGUUGGAUCAUCUGCUGGACAAGGAUCAUCCUCUACACAACAAAACUCCACAGGAAGAAAGCAAGUGAAAAGUCCAGUAUAUAGACUGUUGCCUCAGACCAAGGUAUUGGGGGAGAGGAUGUCUCCAUGUGUCAUUACUUCUGUAUGUCCAACCACUGAUGGUCAAGUGUGGACCAGUUACCUUCACAGUGACAUCUUAACUCUCCUGGACAGGAAGGGCAAAGUAAUACAGGAGGUUACACACAAUACUAGGAUCACAGACAUAAGUCUGUCACCCACAACCAACACACUAUGGGUCUGUGACUUUAACAACAACAUCACAGAGCUCGUGUCAGGACGACUAGUACAGAGAUUCAGUACCACGGAGAACCCACGGUGUAUCUGUAUCACAGCUAGUAACCAUGUCAUUGUGGGGAAGAACAAACAAAUCUCAAAAUUCACCACAGGAGGUACAUUGUUACAUACUACAUCAUCUGCAGGUACAGGGAAACCAUUUGUGUGUACACCAUGCAAGAUCUCGGAGUGUCCUGUCACUCACAAUGUCGCAGUGGCUGAUUUGGGUAAUACACUUCAUGGUGGUGAAGGGAAACCACGUGUUGUUGUCAUAGACACAGAUUUCAAGAAACUAUUUGAAUAUGAUGGUAAAGUCCCACAUACAUAUCAACCAACAUCACAGUCAGGAAGUAAACGAUUUACCCCCUGGGGUGUGGUGUAUGACAGUGUGGGUAACCUAGUCAUAGGGGAUUGUAGCAACAACCGUAUCAUACUCAUCAAUGGGUGUGGUGAGUUCCUCAGGAUCAUACACACAUAUGACUACUUUGCAUUGGCUAUUGGUGUAGACAGGGAGGAUGUCCUGUGGGCAGUGUUGGG
This is a messenger RNA of Mizuhopecten yessoensis (Yesso scallop), 950 nucleotides long. RefSeq lists its product as uncharacterized. Gene Ontology annotation, biological process: protein polyubiquitination; proteasome-mediated ubiquitin-dependent protein catabolic process. Gene Ontology annotation, molecular function: ubiquitin protein ligase activity. Lineage: Eukaryota; Metazoa; Mollusca; Bivalvia; Pectinida; Pectinidae. The record is from RefSeq and is a predicted model, not a curated record. The annotation marks the transcript as partial. The transcript has a single exon.